CUUUUGUCUGAAAUAAUUAUCUUCGGAAAAUACUGCCAGAAAGACUAUAUAUCUAACACUCUUAAGGAUAUUAAAACAAAUACAACCCAGUGGGUAUGAAAGGUCGAUUUUGGAUAUAGUCAAAACAUUGUAUUCGAUGUUGUGUUUACAUGCAUUUCAGUGUAUGUUUGGUUACGUCUGCAUUUCGUGCUUAUUUUCUGCAGAUGGGUGAGCAACGAGUCAGAUGAGAUGUCUGUGACCUUUCUGCGCUAUGUGACUAGGGUUCGACUGGAAAAUCAUUUUGCCCCACACAUCUGCCAGACGAGACUGCUGUCUGGGGCAGAUGCAGUCAGUGCACUCAGGCCCUUUUACUUUGCGGUACACCCAGACUUCUUUGGCCAGUUUCCCAGAGAAAGGGCAGUGAAUGAAAACUCCCUCAAGAGGUUAAACGGUUAUUUAGAAAGCCUCCAGAAACCAGGCUUCAGAUCACUGCAGCCAACACAACUCACGUUUUAUGUCAGAGAUACCGAGCCUGACAAAAGUCCCUCUUCACUUCUAAUCCCUUCUGCAGGGUUUAGAGCUGUCACUUUCACCUUACAGACCAGAGAUGUUCUCAGUACAGUGUUGGGUGUUCUGAAAUCCUGCAGUCUGUGUACAGAACAUGUACAGAAUUUGAAAAUCAGCGUUGGUCCACCACAGCAGAUACAUGGAGCAGGAGUACCCUUUUAUAGACCAAUCAAAUGGGACAAGACAUACUACUCCUUCACAGGAUUUAAGGACCCGGACGAGGAAUUGGAAAAAGCUGAAAGAAUGAAACCAACAUUUAGCUCUUGGUUGAGUAACAAUGAAGCGAGUGCUGCAAAGAAGCAGAAGAAAAGCCUGCCACAGCGAGCAGAGCUGAAGAGACUGAGCAAGGAACUCUGUCACAAACUGGGACUUGCAGAUAUAAGGUGGCAGCGAAGUUGGGGAGUUGCUCACAGGUGCAGCCUGUUGCACAGUCUGAAUCGUUUAUCACAGCAGAACCCUGAUUCACUUCGGAAUAUCAAAGGGCACACCAUAAUAUUUACCGACCAAUCAGGGGUGAAUGCUGCCGGACAUGUAAUGUUGGGAACAAUGGAUGUUCACCACCAGUGGGCCAAACUGUUUGAGAAACUUCCAAGUUAUGGUGACCUCAUCAUUCAAACGUCAAUGUUGGAGGAACGCAUUAGCCACCUUCUGGGAGGGAUCCGGAUCAUCCAUGUUGACAAGCUGCAACCAGUGCUGCUGCUGGAGGAGUAUUACAGCACUCUAAAUGCUUUCUACAAGAGACUUUUCUCAAUGAGGGUUCCCUUUCACCCGCGAAGCUUGCAAGGGCUGCAGAUGACUUUGGAGAAUGACCGUUCCAGUCCAAGUCUGCAUGAGUGUGGUCAUUUCAACAUCCCCACCAUCUGUGAACCUUCAGCACUGCAGUGGUUUAUUCAAACCAAGGCACAAGAGGCCAGGAGGAGAAUGAAGAGGAGGGAAGAGUUGAAAGCUGAAGAAAAAGCUCUUAUUCUUGUUUGCACUGAGAGGCUGUCUUUGAAGAGGCUGUACAAGGAACCCAGCAUCACCAGCACCCAGAUGAUACCUUGCUGCAAGCGUCUGGUAGAGGAGCGCCUCCCAUACAUGCAAGGCAUGCAUCUGUGUGUGUCACACUUCUACUCAGUCUUGCAGGAUGGGGACUUGUGCAUACCCUGGGACUGGAAGAGCUGAAGUAGUGUGACUGAAAGCACAGGGAGACUGUGUGGAAUAUGGACGAUGUGUUACUAAAGGGAAUACCACACAGUCCUAACAAAUGGUCUACUGGCACUUUAUAUGCAAAUAAAAAUCACCAAUGCAGCACUUUAGAGGAACAAAAUGCUGGAAAAUAUAAUUUUCUGGAUCCUUUUGUUUGGAUCAGUGUUGCUAUAACUCAUUUUUAACUACUGGUACUUGAUAAGUCCAGUAUUUUGGAAAAUAUAGAAAAGACGUGUUUGCUGUUUCUGACACAUUGUUACUGUAGUUGAUGUCACAGGUUAUUUCUCUGAAGGGUUUGAUGCCAUUUCUACAGUGACUCACCAGUUGAGGUGUGCAGGCAGAGUCAUGCAGCCAUGGGAGCACGGUUCGCAUCCUGGCUGUGCCAAGUAGCCGAUCUUCCCAUGUCAUGCCAUGCGUCACAGUGGUUUUCGCAAGGCAAAAUCCAAAGUAAGCUAUGUAGGUAAUCAAAAAUGUCACAGGUCUGUUGAAAUGAUCUAAAUGCUGAUGCAUCAGAGUACCACCAUAGAUUAAAAGAUUGCUUAUAAGAGGAACAAUGAACAUUGAAGAAACCAACCUGCAGCAGCAUGUAUGAGUCUCUUAAGUGUGUUUUUGUCUUAAAACUACUGGUUUGGCCCCAAUUUAAUAUUUAAAUGGUAUUUAGUAUUUCAGAAUAGGUACACUUCCAGAUCAGUACAUAUUUAGUAUUCCUAUCCAAAGGGAUCAGUAACUAAUCUGUACCCUAGUGGAGAAGUUCUUGGUUUCACACAUGUAUUUAUCACCAGUGUGCAAAAUGCAUGCUGUAUCUACCCAGACAUUGUUUUGAGCAAUGGGUCUGAUUCUACUGUGUUAUGGAGCUGUUGCAUGCAAAAAUUAUAUUAGCAGUUGUAUUGUUUAUAGUUAGAGGUGGGCAGCGAUAUGAAAAUUGUACAUUGAUAUUAAUGUUGAAGGAUUCCAAAACACAGAAAUAUAAUAACACAAUUGCAAUAUAAAACAUAUAUAGACGUUAACGUAGAUUUACAUA
Molecule: messenger RNA, 2755 nt
Organism: Polyodon spathula (Mississippi paddlefish)
Lineage: Eukaryota; Metazoa; Chordata; Actinopteri; Acipenseriformes; Polyodontidae
Gene: tcaim
Product: T cell activation inhibitor, mitochondrial
Exons: 11
Coding region: 229-1710 (493 amino acids)
Cellular component (GO): mitochondrion
Source: RefSeq, a predicted model, not a curated record